Ochlerotatus camptorhynchus is the source of this 2978-nucleotide messenger RNA. RefSeq names its product N-acetylgalactosaminyltransferase 6-like. The transcript has 3 exons. Gene Ontology annotation, biological process: protein O-linked glycosylation. The coding region runs from base 674 to 2494 and encodes 606 amino acids. Gene Ontology annotation, molecular function: polypeptide N-acetylgalactosaminyltransferase activity. Lineage: Eukaryota; Metazoa; Arthropoda; Insecta; Diptera; Culicidae. Gene Ontology annotation, cellular component: Golgi apparatus. The record is from RefSeq and is a predicted model, not a curated record.
AGUUAAAACCCCAUAGCAGAUAGUGGUGUGAGCGAAGUGUCUGUGCAGUAAUCUUUUGCCCAGGUUGACAGUCAGAAUUUGAUGACACUGCAAACCAAAUCAACUAGGCAAGCACUAAGCCAGCUGUAGCUUCUGCUGGAGAUUGCGAAAGAUCGUCUGUAAGUGGGACGUAGACAUUCUAAGCUGUGGAUCUAGCCAAGUCCCACAGUUCACAUGUUGCAGCUGCGAUAUUUAGCUCGAGAGUUUGGGCGUUUUGUUUUGGUCAAAUUUCAAUUGCCCUAAAUUAGAGCGUGAACCGUGUGCGAUAGACCUGGUGGUUGCCUGCUACGACAGGGACAGUGUGUUUCUUGUUUUUGUUUUUGCAAUCCACAAGAGGUCGACUAACGGCAAAAGCACCAUUGAAGUGAAAGUAUAAUAAGACGAGUGCAGAGCAUAGCAGUCCGUAGCACAACCACCAGCACCCGGGAACGAAGGCUUCGUAAGAACACCAAGAACGAAGGACAUGUUUUCGUCAUCACAUCAGUAUUAAGAUCUUUCAACAAGCUAGCUUCUGUAACAGUGUGCCAGCUCAUUUUGGGCCCCGUUGGAAUUAAGCAAGAAACACAUAGCAUUCCGCCUAUACCGGAGCUUCCCACAUCCAAGCCAUACACAGAUCGUUGCCAGUAGAUAAGAGAUGCGCCGCAACCUAAGAGUAUUACUAAAGUACGCCAUCGGCGGUGGCUUUGUCCUUCUAUUUCUAACGCUGCUGGUCCGCUCGUUCAACGUGAUGGACAAGCAGAACUCGAUCGAACACGGCGGAGCAGAACCGCAAACCCAACACAAAAAGCAAGGAUCGUUCUUCAACGGUCCACCGAAGAAUGCCAAUUCGAGGAAGAUUGAUUGGCACGACUAUCGGCUGCAGGGAGCCGAAGAGAAGCGAACCGGAAUCGGGGAGCACGGAAUCGCCGGUCAUUUGGAGAAGAAAGACGAAGAAAUGAAGGAUAAACUGUUCAAGAAGAACGGCUUCAACGCUGUACUCAGCGAUUUGAUCUCGUUGAAUCGAUCUCUGCCGGACAUUCGGCACAAGGGAUGCAAGAAGAAGAAGUAUCUGAGUGAGUUGCCCACGGUUAGCGUGGUAGUUCCUUUCUAUAAUGAGCAUUGGAGUACACUGCUGCGAACCGCAUCCAGCGUACUGCUGAGAUCACCCCCGGAAUUGAUAACAGAGAUCAUUUUGGUGGAUGAUUGUAGUACAAAAGAGUUCUUGAAGGACCAACUCGAUCGAUACGUGGAAGAAAACAUGCCCAAAGUGAAGGUAAUCCAUUUGCCGGAGCGAUCUGGAUUGAUCACGGCCCGAUUGGCAGGGGCUAAGGUUGCUACGGCGGAUGUGCUAAUUUUCCUGGAUUCACACACGGAAGCAAAUGUGAAUUGGUUGCCACCAUUGCUGGACCCCAUUGCUGAGGAUUAUCGGACGUGUGUGUGUCCGUUUAUCGAUGUCAUCGAUUGGGAUACGUUCGAGUACCGAGCGCAGGACGAGGGAGCUCGUGGUGCAUUCGAUUGGAAGUUUUUCUACAAAAGAUUACCGCUGCUGCCGAAGGAUUUGGAAAAUCCAACGGAACCAUUCGAGAGCCCUGUAAUGGCGGGUGGUUUGUUUGCCAUUAGUUCCAAAUUUUUCUGGGAACUUGGCGGUUAUGACGAAGGCCUGGACAUCUGGGGUGGUGAGCAGUACGAGUUGAGCUUCAAGAUAUGGCAAUGUGGUGGUCGGAUGUAUGAUGCUCCGUGUUCCCGGGUGGGUCACAUUUAUCGUGGUUACGCUCCGUUCGGAAAUCCUAGAAAGAAGGACUUCCUGUCGCGAAACUAUAAGCGAGUAGCGGAAGUUUGGAUGGAUGAGUACAAGGAGUAUCUGUACGUGAGAGACCGCAAAAAGUACGAUAAUACGGACGCAGGGGACCUCUCGAAGCAGCUGGCCAUUCGGGAAAAACUGCAGUGCAAGCCAUUUAAAUGGUUCAUGGAGAAAGUGGCCUUUGAUUUGAUCGAGAAGUAUCCUCCGAUAGAACCGCCAGACUUUGCCAAUGGCGCCAUUCAGUCUGUAUCGAAUCCGGCUUUGUGUAUCGAUACGCUGAAUCAUGGUGAGAAACAGACUGUGGGUUUGUUUUCCUGUGCUGCCGAUAAGGUUCAACCGCAAGCAAAUCAAUACUUCCAGCUGUCUUGGCACCGAGAUUUGCGAAUCAAAUUUGGAGAAAUGUGCUGGGAUGUUUCCGAAAGCGUUCCGAAUGCGAAGAUUUUACUGUACCACUGCCAUGGAGGGCAAGGUAAUCAGCUGUGGCGGUACGACGUGGAUAGUCAGAUGAUGAAGCAAGGCAAGAAUAAUCGCUGUUUGGAUAUGGAUGGAAGUCGGCGAGAAGUUUUCGUGAAUUCUUGUAGUGACGAUAAUCCAAACCAAAAGUGGAAAUGGGGAUUUGUGAAUAUGACGGCCAUUGGAAACUGGAAGACGUACGGUGCAAAACUAAUCGACUGAGAAAAAUGCGUGAGCUUUCAAAGAGGAAACAUCACAGGAUUUUUUAGGUACAUGAGGUACCGGCUCAAAUAUGAUUUAUGUGAUAAAGACUAUUCGAAACGAUGCAUUGUAACACUGAUGUUGUCUGUUGUACUGAUUUUGGAUUGUAGAAGGCAGCUGUCCGCAUAGUAACAAGAUGUUCUGAAGUACAAGUUUUCAAAUUCCAUUAAUUUACUUGCCAUGUAAGUCAUUCUUAAGGUUCCCUGCAAGUUUCCGCAUAAUGAUAAUCAUAUCUUUACAUAUCUAGUCUGUAAGAUUUUUUUUACGCAUAAGUCGUAGGUUGCGGAACGAAGCAAACAAAUUAAACUUCUAGGAAAUCACUGUCCUUAAACGUAACGCCAGACAUUCCCACGAUAAGUCAAACUAAUAUGUAACAAUACAAGGAGAUUUCGGAAACGCCAAUACAAUAAAAGGGAAGCAAUAAAUGAAAUAUUUUCAAACCCAA